Messenger RNA from Corticium candelabrum, 1398 nucleotides. Its product is annotated as DNA-directed RNA polymerase III subunit RPC4-like. Gene Ontology annotation, molecular function: DNA binding. Gene Ontology annotation, cellular component: RNA polymerase III complex. Lineage: Eukaryota; Metazoa; Porifera; Homoscleromorpha; Homosclerophorida; Plakinidae. Gene Ontology annotation, biological process: tRNA transcription by RNA polymerase III. The record is from RefSeq and is a predicted model, not a curated record. The coding region runs from base 55 to 1281 and encodes 408 amino acids. The transcript is spliced from 2 exons.
AACAGCAGAAACGCCAAUGGUCGUUUAUGCUGCAUUCUCCGUUGUGCAACUCUUAUGACAGACAAAUCUUUGAACGCUUCGUUUGCUAGUGGGACUUCUUUUGGGUCGACUUUACGAUCAGGCGCUUCGUCUUCGCCUUUCACGUUGCCUAGCUCUGCAACUGGAGAAGGAUUUCUACGAAAUGUGCUUCCUAGUGGAAUUAAUCCAACAGGACGGUUACAGUCCAUUCGCCCUCCACGUGAUCUGACUCUAGGUAUGGGAACAGGAGCCAAGCCAAGCUCUCGACGGUUCACUCCCACUAUACCGCAGAGAACAAGAGCAGUUGAUGAUAAAUCAGCUUCAGCAGUGAAGACAGAGCAAUCUGUGGCUGAUUGCAGUAAAAAGAGGGGACGGGGCAGAGGUAGAGGUAGAGGCAGGAAUGAUAAUACUAGGCGGAGAAGCGGAGGAAGAAGUGAGACAGAGUUGAAACAAACUCCGUCCGUGUUCUCUGCAGGGCCUGCACAGAAGACCAUCCGACGUCAGUCUGUUGGAUUCAGUGGGAAUGGGAGUAGUGGAGCAAAGACUGAUGUUAAGGGCAGCCAGUGGCCUGGACAAAAGAUUGUGAGAGCAGAAAGUUCAAAGCGAGAAAUUAAUGAACGAGAUUAUUCAGACAGGCAAAUGGAUGGCCUGGUGGAUACAAUGGACGUUGACGAAACUGUUUUCAGUGGACCAACAGAGAUGAUUCCAGUCUGUUUGCCUCUGACAAAAAUCUCCACAAACCCUGUCAAACCAAAGAAAAAAAUGGACAGAGUUGUUGAGGGUUUGAAACAAGACAAACUGUCUGCCAAUGGGAUAGUCAAGAUUGAAAAGACAGAAUGUGAUAGUUCGAUCAUGACUCAACACUCUGCCUCAAAGACUGAUCAUGAUCAUAUAGCUCAGUUAUUUGAAGAAGCUUCAAAUGAACGGUUACUGUUCAUGCAGUUGCCUGACUGUGUAUGUGCUGCUGCAGGCUGUGAUGAGAAUGGUAAGGAAGAGGGGCAGUCAGAUCAGCAAUCAAGAGCUGGUCUAGCGGAUGCUCCAUCAGGUUAUGCAGGUGUGUUGAGAGUUCACAGGUCCGGUAGAGUCUCUAUGCAACUGGGUAACAUAACAAUGGACGUGACUGCUGGUGCUGGAAGUGGAAACCUGCAACAAGUUGUGUCAGUCCAUCCAGAGGAAGAUGGUCAGUAUUUAGGUGUCCUUGGCAACAUUCAACACCAUCUCAUUUGUAACCCAGAUUUGGAGCAACUGCUGGAUUCUAGAUGAGGCAUUUCAUACUAACAAAUAGUCAAAUUCUAAGAAAAAUAUUUAUCCACUUGAAUUGAAUUUGUAUUGUUUAAUAUAUAAUACAUGCAGUUGAUGAGUUCAUUGACUGACUCAUGU